UCCCAAGUAGCUGGGGUCACAGGUGUGCACCACCACACCCAGCUGAGCUCACUCUUCAUGACUUCUCCUCUCACUAGUUCUUGUGACUUCACCUCCUACCAUUGACAUCUCUCUUUCUACAUCUGACCUCCCCUCCCACUCCCCACACCAAAACUGACCUCAGCAUCCUCCAAACCUCUUCUUCUCUUGCUUCCUCAGCUUGGGGACAACGCUGUUGUCCACUUGGCCACUGGGCCUGAGCCUGGGACCCAUCCUGACCCUCCUCUUCUUCCCACGUCCUGCCUGUCUGGUCCGAGCCCUCCAUCCUCUGCCACCUGGUCCCUGCUUGGCCCCUGCCCCUUUCUCCUGGAUGCCCAGCCUGUCUCUCUGAGGCCAUCCUGCCCCCUCUCUGCCUUCCUUCGGAGUGCCCCCCUGCCCCCCCUGCUCCCUCACUUCCUGUGUACACCAUACUCUUCUACAUUCCUUCUCUGCCCUGGCCACCUUCUAGCUCUCCUGACCUGAGGAAUAAGUGGGACCCAGCGAGGCUCCCUCCCCCAUUCAGGAAGCAGAUCCAUCCCCCAAUCCGGGCCUGCCAUGGUCUUCUGCAAACAGUCGGAGGCUGGGAGUGGGAUCUGCCUGGGGUUGGCCAGCCCAGCCCGAGAGGGAAGUGGGCUGGAAGGCCAGCGGAUUGCCCAACAUGCGGCCUGGGGAAUCUGCUGGGUCAACAGGUUUGGAAAGGGGAAGUGGUGGGGGAAGGAAGUGGACGAUGGGCUUGUCCUCCCUGCCACACUCCCUGAGCCCCAGCCUCCGGGACCCUUGGUUCUCACUCACUGGGCUGCUCUUUGAACCUGGGUCCCCCAGGCCAGGGGCCAGAGCCACCCCCAUCAGUGCCAUGUGACUGACCUCUGCGCCUCGCAUGACUAGGGGCCAGGAGCUUGUCCCUCUGGACCAGAACCACCCACCAGCAAGGUAAUGUGUCUGGACCCCAAUGGAGAACGAUUCGCUCAGCUACCCCUACGAGUACGGGGACUACAGUGACCUUCUGGAUGUCCCCGUGGACUGCCCGGACGGCGCCUGCCUCUCCACCGACACGAUCCGCGUGGCCCCUCUGCUGCUGUACUCUGCGGUCUUCCUGCUGGGCGUGCCGGGCAACGUCAUGGUGGCCUGGGUGGCGGGGAAGGAGGCCAGCCGGAGGGUUGGGGCCACCUGGUUCCUGCACCUGGCCGUGGCCGACCUCUUGUGCUGUUUGUCCCUGCCCAUCCUGGCGGUGCCGAUCGCCCGGGAAGGCCACUGGCCCUACGGGGCCGCGGGGUGCCGGCUGCUGCCCUCGGCCAUCCUGCUGUCCAUGUACGCCAGCGUCCUGCUGCUGGCCGCCCUCAGCGCUGACCUCUGCCUGCUGGCCCUCGGGCCCACCUGGUGGGCAGCGGCUCAGCGGACUCGUGCCGUGCGGGUGGCGCAGGGCGCGGCCUGGGCGCUGGCCUUGCUGCUGACCGCGCCCUCGGCGCUGCACCGCCGCCUGCACCAGGAGCACUUCCCCGCCCGGCUCCUGUGCGUGGUGGACUAUGGGGGCUCCGCCGCGGCCGAGGGCGCCGUGACCGCCCUGCGCUUCAUCUUCGGCUUCCUGGGGCCCCUGGUGUUCGUGGCCGGCUGCCACGGUGCCCUCCUGUGCCGAGUGACCCGACGCCACUGGCCUCUGGGCGUGGCGGUCAUGGUGGGGUUUUUCGUCUGCUGGGCCCCCUACCACAUCCUGGGGCUGGUCCUCACCGUGGCUGCCCCAAACUCCACGCUCCUGGCCCGGGCCCUCCGCGCUGAACCCCUGGUCGUGGGCCUGGCCCUUGCUCACAGCUGCCUCAAUCCUAUGCUCUUCCUAUAUUUUGGGCGGGCUCAACUGCGACGGUCACUGCCAGCUGCUUGUCACUGGGCCCUGAGGGAGUCUCAGGAUGAGGAGGAAAAUGCAGUAAGCAAGGUAUUCACCAGUCAUGAUCUGGUGUCAGAGAUGGAAGUGUAGGCAAGAGGGACAUUGGCUUUUUAAUCUUCUAUUCCAUUUCACAAAUAGCUUCAGGCAAAGCUGGAUCCAGGAGUUUCAUUUUCUCCAUUCAUUCAAAGAACAUUCAUAGGCCCUUGCUGUAUGCCAGGCCCUGAUAUAGGCAUCAGGGUACAGUAGUGACCAGGACAGACACAAAUUCUGCACUCAGAGAGCUGAUGUUGUAAGGGAGGAAGACAGACAAUAAGCAAAUAAAUGAACAUGGAAUAUGGGAAGGGUGAUAAGUCUAAGAAACCUAAAAGAGACAAACGGGACUGGAUGGGGCAGGAGAUGUCAGUCAAAAAAGGUCUCUGGGGUAAGGUGAUAUUUGAGCCCAAACCUACACAAGGGGAGCAGGAGUUGUGCUUAUAACUGGGAGAAAAUUGUUCCAAGCAGAGGAACCAGCAGCAUAUCAUGUGUAAAGGCCCUAAGGUGGCUGGAGGCAGAGCUCAUGGCAGAGCACUUGCCUAGUAAGUCCCAGGAAAUAUUUUGGCCCUACUUAUACUAAAAAUUAUUUGUUGUUUAUCUACAAUUCAAACACAGAGCACUCAGUAUUUUUUUCCAAGUUCCCUACUCUGAGUGUCUUGACUGACUUAGAUUUUAAUAAAACCCCUCUCUGGUUGCUGGUGGAGAUGUCUAGAGAAGGAAGCAGGAAGUAAGGAGCCAAGUGAGGAGGUUACUGCAAUAGUCCAUGCAAGAGGUGGUCAGGGUGGUAGAGCAGAGGUACUGGGAGGCUAUUUUGACAAAAGGCCAUGUUCAAACUCCUUGGCUUGGCAUUCGAGGCUUCUCUCCACCACUUCCACUCUAGCUUCUCAGACCCCAUAGGAGGCAGAAUAAUGGCUGCCAGUGUUGUGCACAUCCUAAUUCCCUGGCGCUGUGAAACCCUACAUUGCAAAAGGGACUUGCAGAUGUGAUGAAGUUAGGGAUGGGGACAUUAUUCUGGCCUGUCCAGGUGGGCCCAAAUUCAUCACAAGGGUCCUUUAAAGAGUAAAGUAGGAGAUCUGAGUCAGUAGCAGAAGAUGUGAUAACCAAAGCAGAGCCUCCAGUGACAAGAGGAAGGAGCCACAAGCCAAGGAAUGCAGGUGGCCUCCAGAAGCUGAAAAAAGUCAGGGACAGAUUCUCUCCCAAACUUCCAGAAGGAAAGCAGACCUGCCAACACCUUGACUUCACACUUUUGACUGCCAACAUCUUAAGAGAACAGGUCAUAUUGUUUUCAGUGGCUAUGUUUGUUACAGCAGCCACAGGGAGCUCAUACAAACUGCCUGGGCUGUCUUAUUUUCGUGCCUCUGGGCCUUUUCUCAAGCUGGCACUGCUGCCUGGAAUGCCUGUCUCAUCUAUGCUGCCUGAUUUGGUGAUCACAAGUCACCUAUGACUAUCCAAAUUAAAAUUAAUUGCAGUUUAAAA
Marmota flaviventris (yellow-bellied marmot) is the source of this 3406-nucleotide messenger RNA. RefSeq names its product complement C5a receptor 2 (gene C5ar2). Lineage: Eukaryota; Metazoa; Chordata; Mammalia; Rodentia; Sciuridae. Gene Ontology annotation, cellular component: plasma membrane. Gene Ontology annotation, biological process: chemotaxis; phospholipase C-activating G protein-coupled receptor signaling pathway; complement receptor mediated signaling pathway. Gene Ontology annotation, molecular function: complement component C5a receptor activity; G protein-coupled receptor activity. The record is from RefSeq and is a predicted model, not a curated record.